AACUACACGAAUCCGGUUAAAACAAAGUCACGUCUUUGCAGUGUGUGUUUUAUUAGCACCGGUUAAAAUCUCUAAAGUCACUUGUUUGGUUCAGGUUACUGAAUGAUUUAAAUUCGUGAUUGACUGCUGUCACAUCAGGCUCGCUAACGUUAGCUAAGGAAGCGAUCAUCAGGUUUGACCUCAGGCUGAAAGUUUAAGUUCGAUGGAGAGCUCACUGGUAAAAGACAACCCGUUACUUCUACCUCUCAACAGUGAGAAAACGAUCUAUGACGGAUUUGUCACUGUCCAGGAACGAGACUUCAGAAUGAGAAUAUUUCUGCCACCGGAUCGACAGCUCAAAUGGGCCAAGCUGCACUGCAGUUGGCAGUUAAAACACCUGUUGCAUGGAUAUGAGCCCAUAGUGAAGCAGAGGCUGCAGCAGUCGGCUGAUCUUGUCAGUUUCUUACUGGAGCUGAAGACUGUCUUGGAAGUGGGUCUGAAGAGCCGUCCUGAGUGCAGCUCCAUCCCACCUCCACAGUAUUACUCGCAGCUCAUCUCUGAGAUGGAGACCAUCGGGUGGGACAAGCUGCUGUCCAUAGACACAGAGUUCCGAACAUUAAGACUGAAAGCGCAGGACUUCUCUGGAAGGCAGCACAUUCUCACUAUUAAACUCCAGUCUAAGCACCCUGAAGAGGCCCCUGAAUGCUCAGCUGACCUGCCGGUCCCCCUGGUCGUUACGUGGACGCCACAGAGUACUCUGGAACAGCUCCACAACCAGUUCCUGCAGGUUUUGGAGUCCCUGACAGAGUUCUGGGACAUCCUGGACGAGAUUGACAGCAAGACCUGGAUUCUGGAGCCAGAAAAACCCAGCCGGUCUGACACCAUGAGGCGGAUCACCAUUGGAAACAACGUAUCCAUCAAAGUGGAGGUAGAUCCCAGACACCCCAAGAUGCUACCAGAGUGCUGCCUGCUGGGAGCUGAGCACGUGGUGACGCCGCUGAGGAAUAAGCUGAACGCCAACAUGCACUUGUGGAACCCGGACUCCAGCGUCUUGCACAACCUCCAGGAUGUUUUGGAGAUCGAAUUCCCGUCACCUGCCACCCACGAAAAAUCUGCUUUCAGUGUCGAGUGUGGGAUCUGUUACUCCUACCGUCUCGAUGCUGCGAUCCCUGAUCAGGUGUGCAACAACCCUCGCUGUGGACAACCCUUCCACCAGGCCUGUCUGCUCGAGUGGCUGCGAGCGCUGCCCUCCAGCAGGCAGAGCUUCAGCAUUGUUUUUGGAGAGUGUCCUUACUGCAGCAAGCCUGUUACUGUGAAAAUGUCAACCCACAAGUCCUGAGGGGCGUCACGUCCGUCUCCGCUUUGAGGAAUAUCUUAAGACGACAGUAGUAAAAUUGCCUGCUCGGAAUUUAGUUUAACUGAUCAAAAGCG
Messenger RNA from Toxotes jaculatrix (banded archerfish), 1410 nucleotides. RefSeq names its product FA complementation group L (gene fancl). Gene Ontology annotation, biological process: protein monoubiquitination; interstrand cross-link repair. Gene Ontology annotation, cellular component: Fanconi anaemia nuclear complex; nucleus. Gene Ontology annotation, molecular function: ubiquitin protein ligase activity. Bases 203 to 1318 code for a protein of 371 amino acids. The transcript is spliced from 14 exons. NCBI's taxonomy places the organism in Eukaryota, Metazoa, Chordata, Actinopteri, Toxotidae. The record is from RefSeq and is a predicted model, not a curated record.